Oncorhynchus keta (chum salmon) is the source of this 4080-nucleotide messenger RNA. RefSeq names its product E3 ubiquitin-protein ligase synoviolin-like. The coding region runs from base 225 to 2087 and encodes 620 amino acids. The record is from RefSeq and is a predicted model, not a curated record. The transcript is spliced from 16 exons. Gene Ontology annotation, cellular component: cytoplasm. NCBI's taxonomy places the organism in Eukaryota, Metazoa, Chordata, Actinopteri, Salmoniformes, Salmonidae.
AUAUAUAUAUAUGUUAGUAAACUAGACAGCAGAAAUGUUCUGAAGAAUGGGAACUUAAUUGGUCGUGAUAUAGUUGAAGUCGAGAUAUAUAUAUAUAUAUAUUUGUAAUCCUAGUGAACGCCCUCAAUCAAGGCGUUUGGAUCAAAACUCAGCAAGUUCGUUUCGUGGCGAAAACGCCAUCGGAAACCGUGAGUAGCUAACGUCAGCAAGAUAUUGCCUGCACAAUGGUGCGUGCAGCGCUGGUAACUGCCACCAGUCUGGCUCUGACUGGCGCUGUGAUUGCCCAUGCCUACUUGCUCAAACACCAGUUCUACCCCACUGUGGUCUACCUCACCAAGAGUAGCCCCAGUAUGGCAGUGUUGUACAUCCAGGCGUUUGUGUUGGUGUUCCUGUUGGGAAAGUUCAUGCGUAAAGUCUUCUUCGGGCAGCUGAGAGCUGCAGAGAUGGAGCAUCUGAUAGAGCGAUCCUGGUAUGCUGUCACAGAGACGUGUCUGGCCUUUACCGUGUUCAGGGAUGACUUCUCUCCCCGCUUCGUAGGCCUCUUCACCCUGCUGCUCUUCAUCAAGUGCUUCCACUGGCUGGCUGAGGACAGGGUGGACUUUAUGGAGAGAAGUCCUAAUAUAUCCUGGGUCUUCCACUUCAGGGUGUUCUCUCUGAUGUUGUUGCUGGGAGUCCUGGACUUCCUGUUUGUCAACCAUGCCUGUCACAGUAUCAUCACACGAGGGGCCUCUGUCCAGCUGGUCUUUGGAUUUGAGUAUGCCAUCCUGAUGACAAUGGUGUUCACCACCUUCAUCAAGUACACCCUCCACACUGUCGACCUCCAGAGUGACAACCCCUGGGACAACAAAGCAGUCUACAUGCUCUACACCGAGCUCUUCACUGGUUUCAUCAAGGUCCUCCUGUACAUGGCGUUCCUGACCAUCAUGAUAAAGGUGCACACCUUCCCCCUAUUCGCCAUCCGGCCCAUGUACCUGGCUAUGAGGCAGUUCAAGAAAGCUGUUACGGAUGCAAUAAUGUCACGGCGAGCAAUCCGCAACAUGAAUACACUUUACCCAGAUGCCACUCCUGAAGAUCUGCUGGCUUCAGACAACGUGUGUAUCAUCUGUCGUGAAGAGAUGGUGGCUGGAGCCAAGAAACUUCCCUGCAACCAUAUCUUCCACGCAAGUUGCCUUCGCUCCUGGUUCCAGAGACAGCAGACGUGUCCUACAUGUCGUAUGGAUGUCCUCCGGGCCUCUAACCCAAACCAGCCUCCCGCCCCAGCGCCUGCCCAGCCUCCUGCCCCGGCAGCACCUGUCAACGCCCCUGUUCCUGGUCCACCUGGGAACGUUGGCCCUGGAAUGAUGCCCCACUUCCCCCCAGGGCUGUUUCCUUUCUGGGGGCCCUUCCCUGGAGCGGCCCCCCCUGCUGGUGCUGCUGGCGCCCCAGGGGCCACAGAGACCCCAGGGGCCACAGAGGCAGCUCAGACUCAGGGAGCUGGCACCACUGGGGCCAGUACAGUCGGUGCUGCUCCUGCUCCAGGAGGCCCUAUGCCUGGGUUCCCCUUCCACUCCUUCCCACCCCCACCGUUCCCCUCAGCUCCGUGGCUGACUAUGCCACCACCACCUCCACCGUUUGUGUCCUCCAUGCCCCCUCCUCCCCCGGCCCUGUCCACCAUGUCAGAGGCUGAGCUGAGGGAGCUGGAGCAGCAGGGCCGUAGAGGCCUGGAGGCCAGACUGCAGUGUCUCCACAACAUCCACACUCUACUGGAUGCUGCCAUGCUCAACAUCGACCAAUACCUCACUACCGUCGCCACACUCAUUCCUCCUCAGUCAGAAACCAGCAGCGCAGCCAGCGGAUCAUCUCCUCCCUCCACUAGUGCAGAAACCCAGGAGAACCAGGAGAACGACUCUCAGAGCAGUACAGCCGCUGAACCUGAAGCUGUGAAUGGGGCCACAGGUUUCUCCCAGCCAGACUCUACCACGUUGGGCGACAGUGAAGACCAGGGGGAUGGAGAGGAAAUCGGGGAAGACGGAGAGCCCAACCCUUCAGAGCUGAGGCGCCGUCGUCUCCGCAAACUCGAGACCACACCCCCUCCUCCUGACCACUAAAACAUGCCAACUGGUGCAUUCUGGGAACUGACUUAUCAAUCAAUACAUUUGAUGACCAAUUAAUAAUUAUAGCUGUAUUUUAUUUCUCUCCUUUCUCUUCCUGACUGUGUUUUGUGUUGUUUGAACUCAGACAGCCAAGAGAGAGGAGGAAGGACCAACUUGUUGUUCCACAACCUUUUUGUUGUUGUUGGAACACAUAAAAGUAAGAUUAGAAAAAGAAAAUACUGCCUGACAUCUUAUGAUCCAUAUGCAGGUUUUGUGCCCCCCCCCUCCUCCCGUUUACCCAAUACUGAGGAGUCCUAUUCAACACACAGACCGGACUUCUUCAAAUACACACCUGGACUGAGACUGGACUUCUUCAAAUACACACCUGGACUGAGACUGGACUUCUUCAAAUACACACCUGGACUGAGACUGGACUUCUUGAAAUACACACCUGGCCUGAGACUGGACUUCUUGAAAUACACACCUGGCCUGAGACCGGACUUCUUGAAAUAUACACCUGGCCUGAGACCAGACUUCUUCAAAUACACACCUGGACUUCUUCAAAUACACACCUGGCCUGAGACCAGACUUCUUGAAAUACACACCUGGCCUGAGACCAGACUUCUUGAAAUACACACCUGGCCUGAGACCAGACUUCUUGAAAUACACACCUGGCCUGAGACCAGACUUCUUGAAAUACACACCUGGCCUGAGUUCUUGUUCAGUGAUGACAAAGUGAACAGUGUUUCUAAAUCUCAGGUCACUGGUACUUGUCCUUCCGACUGUGAAAGGUUACUUUCUCUUCUUCUUCUUUCCCCCGUGACUAUAAAAUUGAUCCUCCUUAUUGUCCAGCUUGUCAGACCGUGUUACAGGGAGGUCUGACCCAUUGACUUAAAGGAAGCAAUGUUAAAUUUCAAUCUGGCUUUGUCUGUAAUGGUACCCCAUUCCCUAUGUAGUGCAUAGGUGUCUGGUCCAAGUAGUGCACUUCCUAGGGAAUAGGUUGUAGCCAUAGCGUCCCGAGUGAUGGACGACUUAAUACCCUCUCUGGGAUAUCAAGAUUUUGCUGCAGGCGUGAGCAUUAUAACUUAAUAAGAAAUUGGGUUGAUUUAACCUGUACAUACUGUAAAAAAGUAGUUUUACUAGGGAUGACCUGUACAUACUGCAGAAUAAACCAUUGAAAUGUAACGUUGCUGUUAUCAGAGCUCAGCAUGCAUGUCUUUGUUGGUAUGUACUACAUGGAUGGGUUCACUAUCAGGAAUAUUCAUCUGUGUUGUCCAGGAAAGACAGACUAACACGAACUGUACUCAGCUUGUGGGAAAACCUAUCGCAUCUGUGUUUCCCCUCUUAAAUGUUUUCACAUUUACUAUAUAGUGUUAGUGUAGGGGCUCGAUUCAAUCAAUACGUAGCACUGUCGAUCCGCUUUGUAGCGCGAUUUGACAAAAGGCAAUGUUCCCGCAGUCGCAGACUGCUUUCACGGUAGAUGCUGCGUAUCUCGGCUCAAACGGAAAAUACCUUAAUUUUAACGCGGAUCUUAAGCGAUUUUUAAAAAAUAUAUAUUUUAUUUUUAUGGAUUGAAUCCAGCCCUAAACUGGGGAAGGCGCACCAACCUAGAAGAAAUUGCCCACUUCAGUAUUUUAAUUCACAUUCGAUGUGUUUAUUGUAAUUACAAGAGUAACAACACCGAUCUCAGUAUAUUCUGUUUAAGCAAUAAAGCCCCUAGAAAAUUCCAGUAUAAAAUGGAUGCCGGUGAGAAGGAAGAGGUAUUUGUUCCAUAAAUGCUAAAACAACAGGUGAUAUCUGAUUUUAAAUAAGUUAACUUCAAUGUACAAUCACAGAACAUGACAAACGAAUCUACUGUUGUCUCCAUCACUUCUGGAAGUGGUCACACCGACGUUACUUUUAGCUUGCCGGCAAGUAGGAAACAAUACCUGUAAAAAAAAAAAAUAAUAAUAAUAACUUUUGGUCCUGUCAGAAAAGUUUAAAAAUAAACUUUCCAUAGUGGAAUGAA